Molecule: messenger RNA, 2036 nt
Organism: Drosophila rhopaloa
Lineage: Eukaryota; Metazoa; Arthropoda; Insecta; Diptera; Drosophilidae
Exons: 2
Coding region: 199-1212 (337 amino acids)
Biological process (GO): regulation of transcription by RNA polymerase II
Cellular component (GO): nucleus; transcription regulator complex
Molecular function (GO): DNA binding
Source: RefSeq, a predicted model, not a curated record
UUGCGCGGCCGCUGCGAGCAGUUGUUGCUGUAGUUGCUGCGAGGGCCCCCCCAUUUUUCCAACGCCCCACUGUUUUGCCGCCCCUUUUGGCUGCGCCCCUGGACGUGUGUGUGCGUGCGUGUGAUUUACCGUUAGCGGGAGAGAGAGAAAGAAAUAGCAAUAAAAGGCAAACGACGUGCGUGUGAGCGGGACGGAGGCAUGUGCUGGGUCACAAUGGCACGCAAGGACGAUCCCGUUUUCAACGUGCGGUUCGUGCAAUUCGUCGAAAAUCAGCCCUGUUUGUGGAAUUAUACGCAUCCGGGAUACAGCAAAAAGGAAGAGGUGCAGAGGGCGUGGCAGCAGGUGGCCAAUGAGAUCAAGGACACGGUGCGCAACUGCCGCGAGAGGUGGCGCACUAUAAGGAGCAGCUUCCUCCGAUCCUUAAAGCUGGCACGCACACAAACGGGCCGCGGGAAGCGCAAAUACUACCUGUCCAAGUACCUGCAGUUCCUCAUCCCCUACACCAAGUCCCGAUCCUGCCACAAGCAGCUGCCUGCGGUGAUUGCACCCAGUAAUAAUCCUGCGGCAGGAAUGGUGCUCCGAAAACCGGGGAAAACCUCUAGUAUACCCAUAUACCCAGAGUCAAGUCAGCAGGAGGAUGAUGAGGAGGCCAAGGAGAGCGACAGCGAAAUGCCGCUGGAUGUGCAGGUUUCCGAGGAGGAGGUGAAUCAGCCGGACCAUUCAGGAAGGGAUCCGGAUCAGGAUCAGCAUCAGAAUCAGGAUCAACCCACCGCCUGUUUGCCGCUCCGCCUUCAAGCCAUCAAAGUGGAGCAGCCCUCCCUGAAUCCACAUCCAAAUCCAAAUCAACAGCUCGACAGGCUGGUGGGUCACCAAUCGCUGGUGUCAGUGCCCGCCGCUGCAUUGGGUAACCACCUGGACUGGACGGAUCUGACGCAUUGGUUCAAGGGCAACAGCAGUCACCAUCUGGAUCAUCACAAGUUAACCACACCACCGCCACCGCCGGCCACGCCAGCUUUGAGAGCUUUAACCGGAGGAUUGGGACCCGGAUCGGGGGCCAUUCCCCUGUCCAUGCCUUCGCCACCAGAUGCCGACUACUCCUUUCUGAUCAGCCUGCAUCCGUACCUCAAGGAAAUGAGCGGCAAGCAAAAUCGAAGGUUUCGCCAAAAGGUUGUGGGUCUCAUCGACAAUGUCCUGGAUAACAUAGAUGUCUAAUCUGGGAAAUAAUCUACACAGGGAAAAAAGUCAUAACAAUUGGGAAAGGAAUAAACAUAAAGAAAAACAUAAUUUAAAACGGUUUCUUAAAAAUAAUUUAGACUCAAAUCAAAUCUGCUAGAACGCUCACUUAAAUAAGCAACCUUUUGUAUAAAAACACUAACAGUCAGCUGAUAAAAAACCAAAAAUUAUAUCUGAAGAAAAUCAAAAUCAGUUUCAGGAAUCUUUUUAAUUGUUAAAAUAUUAUUUACAAAAACAUUAAAUUCUGACAAACAUACAAUUAUGUUUGAAAAUCAGAAAUAUUCAUAUAAUUUUUGUAUCCAUUUUUUUUGAUUAAAAAAUAAUAUUUAAUAUCACAUUGUUUUUAAAAUGUAACCAUCUGAUUUUACUCUUUUAAAUUUGAUUAAAAUUGGUUAAGUUUUGGUAUUUUUUUAAGCCGCUGACCAAUAGAUUUUGUACCUUCUAGCUUAUCUUAGUUUUUAAUUAUUUAUGCCUAAGAUUAAUGAAUUUACAUAAAAUUUAUAUUUAAUGCACUUGCCUGAACCAAAAUAGAAAUUUGUGAAAGGUCACAUAAAUUAAUAACAUAAAUUUAAUGUUGAAAACUACAUGUUAUUAGCAAGUAUAAACACCCAAAUCUUGUGAUAUUUUCUCUCUGUGUAGAAACCACAAAAACAAGGACGAAAUUAUAAAAAAACACCCAGAGUAACGCCAACAGUGCCCAUUUAUUAUAUGUGUAGAGCGUAUUUUUAUUGUGCUUUUUGUUGUUGUUAAACACACACAAACAUAUAUUUGUUAUUUGUAAAAUAAAAACUUAAAAAAUUUUA